Lagenorhynchus albirostris (white-beaked dolphin) is the source of this 3706-nucleotide messenger RNA. RefSeq names its product zinc finger protein 471 (gene ZNF471). Gene Ontology annotation, molecular function: DNA-binding transcription repressor activity, RNA polymerase II-specific. Gene Ontology annotation, biological process: negative regulation of transcription by RNA polymerase II. The transcript has 5 exons. The record is from RefSeq and is a predicted model, not a curated record. NCBI's taxonomy places the organism in Eukaryota, Metazoa, Chordata, Mammalia, Artiodactyla, Delphinidae. Bases 110 to 2386 code for a protein of 758 amino acids.
UUCGGCGCCUGCGCACUCGGUUCCCGGGCGUCGGCUCCGAAGUCCUUCGGCCUUACCCUUCCAGGACAGUGCUGUUCCCCAAGAGAAAAGCCAGGAAAAGGAGGCGAAAAUGACAGUUGAACUAGUGAAAACCAUACCUCAGGACUUGGUGACAUUCAAGGAUGUAGCAAUAGACUUUUCCCAGGAGGAAUGGGAAUGGCUGAACCCUGCUCAGAGGAGUUUAUACAGGAGUAUGAUGUUGGAGAACUAUCAGAGCCUGGUAUCAGUGGGACUUUGUGUCUCUAAGCCAUAUGUCAUCUCCUUAUUGGAGCAAGGGAAAGAGCCUUGGGAGAUGAAGAGUGAGAUGAGAAGAACCCCAUUCCCAGAUUGGGAAUCUGUAUAUGAGACACAAGAAUUACCCCUGAAGCAAUUUGUGUGUGAUGAUGUAUUAAUGGGGAGAAUUAUAAGCUAUGGACUUGAGUGUCCCACUUUUGGAGAAGAUUGGAAAUGUGAAGAUCUUUUUGAGAGGCAGUUGUUAAGCCAAGAGACAUUUAUCAGGCAAGAAACAAUCACUCAUAAAGAAACACUUACAGUGGAAAUAGACCACAAAUAUAACAAAUCUGGGAAAUUUGUCUCAUUGGACAAUAUAGAAGAGAAUAUUUAUAAUCACAAGUCAGAUAAAGAAAGCUUUUCUAAAAAUUCCAUGGUAAUAAAACACAAGAAAGUCUUUGUAGGAAAGAAACUUUUUAAAUGUAAUGAAUGUGAGAAGACCUUCACCCAGAGCUCAUCCCUUACUGUUCAUCAGAGAAUUCAUACUGGAGAGAAACCGUAUGAGUGUAAGGAAUGUGGGAAAGCCUUCAACCAGAGUCAACACCUUGCCCAACACCACAGAAUACAUACUGGAGAGAAACUGUUUGAAUGUAAGGAAUGUAGGAAAGCCUUCAGCCAAAAUGUUCACCUUAUUCAACAUCAAAGAAUUCAUACUGGAGAAAAACCAUAUAAAUGUAAGGAGUGUAGAAAAGCCUUCAGCCAGCCUGCACACCUUGCCCAGCAUCAGAGAAUUCAUACUGGAGAGAAGCCCUAUAAAUGUAAGGAAUGUGGAAAGGCCUUCAGUGAUGGCUCAUCCUUUGCACGACAUCAGAGAUGUCACACUGGCAAAAGACCCUAUGUAUGUAUUGAAUGUGGAAAAGCCUUUAGGCAGAACACAUCCCUUAUCCGUCACUGGAGGUAUUAUCACACUGGGGAGAAACCCUUUGACUGCAUCGACUGUGGGAAAGCCUUCAGUGAUCACAUAGGACUUAUUCAGCAUAGGAGAAUUCAUACUGGAGAGAAACCCUACAGAUGUAAUGUGUGUGGAAAAACCUUCAGCUAUGGCUCAUCCCUGACUGUCCAUCAGAGAAUUCACACAGGAGAGAAACCAUACGAAUGUGAUAUCUGUGGGAAAGCCUUUAGCCAUCAUGCCUCACUCACUCAGCACCAAAGAGUGCAUUCUGGAGAGAAGCCUUACGAAUGCAGGGAAUGUGGGAAAGCCUUUAGGCAGAGCAUACACCUUGCUAGUCACCUGAGGAUUCAUACUGGCGAAAAACCCUAUAAAUGUAAAGAAUGUGGGAAAGCUUUUAGCAUCAGUUCACAGCUGGCUACUCAUCAGAGAAUUCAUACUGGAGAGAAACCUUAUGAAUGUAAGGAAUGUGGCAAAGCUUUCAAACAGAGAGCACAUCUUGCACAGCAUCAUAAAAUUCAUACCGGAGAGAAACCUUAUGAAUGUACUGAAUGUGGAAAAGCCUUCAGCCAGACUACCCGCCUUAUUCAACAUCAGAGAGUUCACACGGGAGAGAAACCCUAUAAAUGUACUGAAUGUGGGAAGGCCUUUAGUGAUAGCUCAUCCUGCUCUCAGCAUCGGAGACUUCACACUGGCCAAAGGCCCUACGAAUGUGUUAAGUGUGAGAAGGCAUACAGAACAAAAUCGUUGCUCAUUUGUCAUCAAAGAUAUCAUACGGGGGAGAAACCUUAUGAAUGUAGCAUGUGCAGUAAAGCCUUUAGCCAUCAGCAAUCCCUUACCAUUCAUAAGAGAAUUCACUGUGGAGAAAAACCAUAUCAGUGUAAGGAAUGUAGGAAAACCUUCAGCCAGAUUGGACACCUUGAUCUACAUAGAAGAAUCCACACUGGAGAGAGAUCUUAUGAAUGUAAGGAAUGCAGAAAGGUCUUCAGACAAAGUGCGCACCUUGCUCAUCAUCAGAAAAUUCAUGCUGUAGAGUCAUGUCAGGCCCCCAGCUCUUCCUCACCUUCUGUGUCACCAAGUCCUGUUGAUAUGUCUGCUGAAUAUUUUUGGAAUUCAUCCACAUCUUUCCAUUCUCGUUGCCCUAGUCCAAAACACUGUCAUUUCACCUGGACUAUUCCAAUUGUCUAAUAACUGGUCUCCUUGCAUCCUCUUUUGUCCGCUUCAAGUUCAUUUUUCACACUACUGCCACAGUGGUAUUUUCAAAAUGUAAAUGUAAUUUUAUGACUCGCUUAAAACCCUUGCUAUGCAAUUUUGAACUACUUGAUGCAUACAAAGUGCUCAGCACAGUGUCUGACCCAGACUAAGUGCUCCAUAAUGUUAGCUCAGUAUCCUUCAGAGUCUGCUUGAAAGUUAUUUUUAAACAGUGAACUCUGGAAGGCAGUAUAUGUACUUGGAGAUCAUAACAAUUUUGGAACUGAAACAAUGUAUAUGAUGAGGGUUAGCAUGAGUAGUAUGUUUAAAGCUUGAGAUCACCACAAAAUAAGGUUGUGUUCCUUUGUUGGUGAGGAAAUUCAGUGUGACCUGAUACAUAGAAUAUGUUUUAGGAAAUUCUAGAACUCUGGAUAAGACUGGAACAAAAGAACUAGAAUUUACUGGGAAGAAUGUAAGACUAUAUUUAUUCAAGGCAGAAAGUAAAAAUUCCUAAUAUUUAAAAUGGAAGAAACAGAACUUGAAUAGUGUAGCCCUCUUCUAAGACACCUGGGUUAACAGAUUAAUUCUAAACCUUCAAGGAAUCAUAAUUAAGCUGUUCUAGAGUGUAGAAAAAAUAAUGAAAUGGAUUAUUUUGCAGUAUUUGGAAUACUUCUUUCAUGAGGCUAAUUCAACCCUAAUAUCAAAUCCAGAAGAAAAAAAUUAUAGAUGAAUUUACUCAUGGUUUUAUAUAUAGGAAGGAAAUUAUUAACCUCUGUUAAGGAGAAUAGAGGUUCUGAAUAAAUGGAGAUCUGUGUUUCCAGAUGGAAGUUUCAAUAUUGUUAACAUGUUUGUACAGUCAAUUCCAGUCACAAUCCCUAUAGGAUAUCUUUACAUUGACAGUUUUGUUCUGAAAAUCAUGUAGAAUGGUAAAUAGGAAAGCAUCACAAGGAAAUUUUUGAAAAAGAUCAUAUACCCAUGAAUUUAGUUUAUUGCAAAAGUAAUUAUUUUUGAUGUGUCAGUGGGAGAGAUGGAUUACUUAAAUGGUGCUUGACAGUUAUCCAACUGGAAAUAAGGUCAGAUCCACAUUUCACCCCUUACAGAGAAGUUCAUUCAAUAUGAUUAAAGAUGUAAUAGGAAACAAUAUUAAGAUUCUAGAAGAGAAUGUAGAAUAUUUCUAUCCCUUUGAGUUCAGGAAGGCUUUGGUAAGCAGGACACAGAGUCCAGAAGUCAUGAAGAGAGACAGAGUGAUAGGACCAUGUAAAAAAUUUAAACUUUUCCAUGGUAUAAGACACUGUAUUCAAAGUUAAAAGGCACAUG